AUGGAGAAAGAUCAAAUCCAGCCUAGGGUGUUGGAGUCAGUAGACACAAACUCAUUAUCCUUGCUUUCGUCCAAUACCAGCUCAAAUAUGAAUAGCAACACCAACAAUAAACUCAGUAUAAUUGCCAGUGAUAUUUCUACAGGAUCCGUACUUUCCAGGCCCUUGACUCCUCCAGUCGUCCAGGAUAUAGAGAAUAACUCCAUGUUACAAUGGCAAUUUGAAAAGAAGGAAUUUAUCUUCGAUAGUAACAGCACUCCUUCGAAGCAGGCAAAACCAUUGCAGAGAAAUUCUCCAUACCAAGGCAAUAGUCAAAGUGAAAAUCAGAACCAACAGUUAUUGAAUGUAAGAAAGCGUCGCUCACAAUUGAUAGGUGCCAAGCCUAAAAUUCCAUCCAAAUUGUACCAAUCUGUUUCCAAAUUAGAUCUAAUUGAUGACAAGAGCUUUACGUCUUUGCCAAUUGCGCCUCCAUGCAAUAUCGAAACUAAUGAAGAUGACAGUGGAAACAACGAAUACAACAACAAUAAAAAACGGCCCAGGUUGAAUCCUGUAAAUGAACUGCGAGUGCAUAACAACAAACGUAAUAGGUACGUCAGUUAUGGGCCGAGUUUAGAUACAAAAAACUACGAGCUAACAGAAAAUACUUCUCAGGAUAUACCACCGCUAGUCCUGGUUGAAGACUACAUACCGUAUACCCAAAGUAAAUCAACAAAAAAAAUGGUAUCUAUUUCAGAUUUGAAAUCAAAACUAAGUAAAAGAAGAGAUAAUCAUAUCCCGCUGAGAGUAAAAAAUUCAUAUUCUGAAAUUAAUAAGGAAACCAAUAGAAAUAGCUUUGAACCGAAUUCACUAACACUGAUACCCCAUAUAUUAAGGAAUACUGAAGAAAAUAGGGACGAAAGUAACAACCCCUUAGAUUUUAUCAAAGAGGAAAUUGAAAUAAGUGAUAUUUCCAUACCAAAUUCCAUUGAAAAUAUGGUGGUUAACUUGGUUAAUAUUCCAUCUUCCAAUAAAAGUUACGAUGAUCUUUAUCUAUCGGAAUUAAAUGUUCAUUCCCAACUGAGGAAAUGUGUCAUCUGCGAAAAGGCCCUAUAUGAAAUUAGCUCGAGACUUUUAAAUUCAGGAUACUAUAAAGAAAUUGUAUGUGAGCAAUGCACAGUUAGAUAUGAAGAAGCCGCUAAAAUCUUUGAGAACUGCGAGUUCGAAUCAUCUAUGGAUGAAUCAAAUCUAAGCAGCGGUACUUUUAGUGAUCUAGAGAAUUCAGCAGAACCGUUUCAUUUAUCGACAGAUGUUCCAAAAAAAAUAAAUAGGCACAUAGAAGAUAACAAGAUCGACCUUAAAAAGGAAAUAUCAAAAAAAAAGGACAGCUUCUCUAAGGAACUAAUAGAACGAUUGCAGUUGCAAUUGCUAGAAAAUGAUAAGUCAAUCAAACAUCAUUUUAAUAAAGAUGCAAUGGGCUCUAAAUCAAUGAAUUGGUUUUUGGAAGCAAGAAGAAAAUUGAAGUGGAAGUGGAGAAUAAAUGGUUUACUUCCGCAUUUCUUACGCAAUCAAAAUAGUGAUCGUUUAAAUUUUCAACCUUGA
Molecule: messenger RNA, 1575 nt
Organism: Saccharomyces cerevisiae S288C
Lineage: Eukaryota; Fungi; Ascomycota; Saccharomycetes; Saccharomycetales; Saccharomycetaceae
Gene: YBR138C
Exons: 1
Coding region: 1-1575 (524 amino acids)
Cellular component (GO): cytoplasm
Source: RefSeq, marked reviewed